GCUCCCAGGCAUUCCCGGAGCGGGCACCAGGGACCGCCGGCCGCAGCAUGACGGGCAAAGCGGGCGCGGCGCUGGCCCCCAGCCUGCCCGGUAAGCCCAAGCCCGACGGCGCGGCCGCCGCCCCCGCCGCCCCGCCGCCGCCGGCUCCGCCGCCCCCCGCGGCGGGGGCCAAGCCCAGCUCCGGGCCCACCCCUCCCCGCUGCACCGGCUUCGGCAUCCAGGAGAUCCUGGGCUUGAACAAGGAGCCGCCGUCGCACCCUCGGGCUGCCCUGGACUCGCUGCCCGCCGGGCACCUGCUGGCGGCCCGCUCCGUUCUCAGCCCCGCCGGGGUGGGCGGCGUGGGCAUGGGGCUGCUGGGCGCCGGCGGCAUCCCCGGCUUCUACACCCAGCCCACCUUCCUGGAGGUGCUCUCCGACCCCCAGAGCGUCCACCUGCAGCCCCUGGCCCGGGCCUCUGGGCAGCUGGACAGCAGCCAGACGGCCAGCUCAGAUUCCGAGGAUGUCUCCUCUAGCGACCGGAAAAUGUCCAAAUCCUCCCUAAGCCAGAGCAAGAAACGAAAGAAGCGGCGGCACAGGACAAUCUUCACAUCCUACCAACUGGAAGAGCUGGAAAAGGCCUUCAAUGAGGCCCACUAUCCUGAUGUAUAUGCUAGAGAGAUGUUGGCCAUGAAAACAGAGUUGCCAGAAGACAGGAUACAGGUUUGGUUCCAGAACCGCCGGGCCAAAUGGCGGAAGAGGGAGAAGUGCUGGGGCAGGAGCAGUGUGAUGGCUGAGUACGGGCUCUACGGUGCCAUGGUGCGUCACUCCAUCCCACUGCCUGAAUCCAUCCUCAAGUCUGCCAAGGACGGCAUCAUGGAGUCCUGCGCCCCUUGGCUCCUCGUUCAAGAUGGCUUUCCCAUGCCCAGGCGCUUUUCUAAACCCGAAUACCAACAAUUCUUUUUAGGGAUGCACAAAAAGUCUCUGGAGGCAGCGGCUGAGGCGGGGAGGAAGACGGAAGUGGAGCGCCAGGCCCUGCCCAAGCUUGACAAGGGAGACAAGGAAGAGAGGGGCCCGGAUUCCAAAACAACCAUUUCCCAGGAGGAACUGAGAGAAAACAGCAUUGCUGCCCUCAGGGCCAAAGCUCAGGAGCACAGCACCAAAGUCCUGGGGACCAUAGCUGGGGAAACCCUGGCCCCGGGCAGGAAGACGGAGACAGGGGAGGGGGCGGCUGUGGCAGAGGAUGAGAGACAGAUGGAGAAGCUGAACUCAUCGCAGAAGGAGGAGAAGCUGAUCUAGGGGAGGGAGAGGCAGCAGAAGCCAGCCUCAACAGACGUUGUGUCCUCUGGGGGCUGCAUUCCCCCUUGGACUGCCAGGACCCCCGGCUGCCCCUGCCCAGGGUGCGGGGCCACCAGUCUCUGCGUUUGGGGCUGCCUGGCAGGGGCGACCCCACAACACAUGCCCCUGCCCCUCGCUCCUCCACCCUGCCGGGCUUUCCUCACCCCCCCACCCCUUCCUUUUGGGGGACUGGGAAGUGACCCAUCAUAGUUGCCACCUGAGAGGACACUGAGGCUCUGGGUCCCUCCAGCCUCACCACCAGCUCUGGGGCUCUCUCCUCCUGCUCCAACCCAGGAUCCCAUCUGCCAUCUUGGAGUGAGCCUGUCCCCUGCUGCCAUGCCCCUCCUUGGUGCACAUCUCUCCCCAGUGCUGCCUGGGUGUCCCAUCCCGCCAUGCCCCAGGCAGACCUGACACCUUCUCCCAGCCAUCACCUCUGCCUCUGGCCCAGGCCACAGCAGGACAAGCCCAUGGCAGUGUUUGCAUGAAAUGGUGACUCUCCAUCCAGGGUGGUUUGCACCUUCCACCUGUCUCUCCCCACCCAGUGCUGGUGUCUGCUGGGAAGGGGCUGUAGCUUUAGAGUGGUUGAGUUUUGCCUCCAUUUGGCAGGAAAGCAGCUUUAACCUGUCCGUGUGGCAGCCUGGUCCCACUUGGCACCUCGAGGUGACCCCAGCCCAUGCAGCUGGCCACUGUUGCUGGGUCUGACUCUGCCCCAAACGCCAAAGCCCUGCACCCUGUGGAGUGACCGAAUGGUGAAUUUAUUUACUGAAUACAUUAGUCCAGGUGAGACAACAUCUGCCCAAUGUAUUUAUUGAAUUAAAUUUGUCCAGCUCGCCCUCUGAGUGUUAAAGGGAAUGACAGCCAUGUACAUCCACCCUGAUACACCCCAUGAUGUGUACAUAUGUCUCCCAGACAGCCCCACAUGAGCACACGCAGACCCAUGAAGCCAAACCCACUCCUGCGGUACCAUCACCUUCCCAUCCCAGUAAGGCACUCUUUUCCCCUGAAAGCCAUAGGACAGUGACUUCCAGGUGACCCUUUCUGUCCUGCUUUCAGUUGUGAGCACCCUUUCCCCAAAGCUACUGUUUUUCUUCCAUCAAAGGUUAAGCCCCUCCAUUCAGCCCUUGUUUGUCUUUGUCCCCCAGUCGUUUGACGUGUUAGAUGAUAGCCCAUGGUGUGUAAAUAAUGUAUAUACAGUGAGAAAAGAAUUCAGUAUUGAGGUGUUUGAGAUAUGGAGCUGUAACAACUUCUAGUCAUCCAGCAUCUGUGAUUUAUGUGCCAUUUUCUGUAAAGAUAUGAACAAGAAUAAAACUAAAUGGGAAUACUGUGUAA
This is a messenger RNA of Columba livia (rock pigeon), 2642 nucleotides long. RefSeq names its product visual system homeobox 2 (gene VSX2). Gene Ontology annotation, biological process: regulation of transcription by RNA polymerase II. Gene Ontology annotation, cellular component: nucleus. The record is from RefSeq and is a predicted model, not a curated record. NCBI's taxonomy places the organism in Eukaryota, Metazoa, Chordata, Aves, Columbiformes, Columbidae. Gene Ontology annotation, molecular function: sequence-specific double-stranded DNA binding; DNA-binding transcription factor activity, RNA polymerase II-specific. The transcript is spliced from 5 exons. Bases 48 to 1274 code for a protein of 408 amino acids.